Messenger RNA from Acanthocheilonema viteae, 1239 nucleotides. Lineage: Eukaryota; Metazoa; Nematoda; Chromadorea; Rhabditida; Onchocercidae. The record is from the annotation of a GenBank genome assembly.
AUGCCGAAUUUGGAAGCUGAAAAUCUCUCGAUCCAACAGUUGAUUGCUCUUGUCAGUUCUAAAAUAAACGAAAAUGACGGAGAGGAACUAAAGCGCCGCGAAGAUUUAAUCCUGGAGAUGGCCGAGAAACUGUCGAAAGCUAAUGAUAUCGAAGGCAGAUUAACGAAAUUAUUAACCUCGUUGAGACCAAAUCUGCUUUCCUACGGUAUGGCAAAAGCUGUAAAAUUGAUUCGUAAUGUAAUCGACUGGUGUCUCAAAAUUGGCAAAGAUUCUGAUUUUAAGCUUGCAUUAUGCAUGGAAUAUAUUGACUGGGCCAAGCAACAAAAUCGAAUAUUUUUGCGGUAUAUACUUGAAGUACGCUUGAUGCGCUUGUUAAAUGAAGUAGGACGAUACACCGAUGUGUUGACCAUGGGUGCAAAAUUGAGGAAUGAGCUAAAGAAAGUUGAAAACAAGGAUAUCCAAUUGGAGGUACACUUGGAAGAGAGCAAAGCAGCCUUUGCACUUAACAAUUUGAAUCGUUCUCGUACGGCGCUCGUGGCUGCACGGACUAUAGCCAACUCUUCAUGCAUUGAAACUAAAUUACAGGCUCAACUCGAUAUGGCAUCAGGAAUAUUGAAUAUGGCGGAAGAUCACGACUUUAAAACAGCUUAUUCAUAUUUUUAUGAGGCGUUUGAAAAUUUUGAUAGUAAUGAGGAUGAAGUCAAUGCUCGAAAAGCUCUUAAAUAUAUGUGCCUUACAAAAAUUAUGUUAAAUGAAGAAAUAGAAGUGCAGUCAUUGUUGUCCAGUAAACAAGCAAUGAAAUAUUCGGGUCGUGACCUUGAUGCUAUAAAAAGUAUAGCAGCAGCAUUUGACAAUCGAUCUUUGCAAAAUUAUUACAAGGCAAUUGAAGAAUAUAGUACGGAACUUCAAUCAGAUUUUAUAAUCCGCCGAUAUGUUGAUUCUCUUGCCGAUACGGUACUUGAAAAGGACAUCAAUCGAGCUAUUGAACCCUAUUCUCUCAUUGAAAUGGAUACAUUAGCCAAAAAUAUCUGCAUUUCAAUUGAACAAGUUGAAAGGAAAUUGGCGCAAAUGAUUCUUGAUAAAAAAUUCCAAGGCAUGAUCGAUCAACAGGAUGGUACAUUAACAGUGUACGAUUUUCCACAUGACGUACAAACAAAAACAUUCAUCGCAUCGGUGGAAGUCAUACGUGGUCUAUCCGAGACAGUUGAUGAGAUCUAUUCCUGUGCAAGUAUGCUUUGA